Messenger RNA from Syngnathus typhle (broad-nosed pipefish), 1694 nucleotides. RefSeq names its product heart- and neural crest derivatives-expressed protein 1-like. The coding region runs from base 262 to 897 and encodes 211 amino acids. Gene Ontology annotation, molecular function: protein dimerization activity; RNA polymerase II transcription regulatory region sequence-specific DNA binding; DNA-binding transcription factor activity, RNA polymerase II-specific. The record is from RefSeq and is a predicted model, not a curated record. The transcript has 2 exons. Gene Ontology annotation, biological process: heart development; regulation of transcription by RNA polymerase II. NCBI's taxonomy places the organism in Eukaryota, Metazoa, Chordata, Actinopteri, Syngnathiformes, Syngnathidae.
ACCCGGGUCAAGUUUCUCUGACCAACCGGUGGGGCCUCACCGGGGAAAUUAAAUGAAUGUGGCGAUUUUGUGGAAUUAUUACUUUCCUUUUGAAGUGUGUGGUUUUUGCUUUCUUCCCCUCAUUUGAAAUGCGGCAUGUUGGACAAAUAAAUAUAUACCUGAGCGGUGAAUGACUCGUGGAAGUGGUCGAGAAGCGAGACGUCAACCGAGAGCGGCGGCGGCGGCAGCAGCGGCAGCAGCGGCAGCAGAAGCCGGGCCAGGAUGAACCUGAUCGGGGGCUACCAGCACCAUCAUCAUCACCACCACCACCUCAUGCACGAAGCCUUCCCGUUCGUGCAGCGCUGCCACCAGGACGCACCGCCGUACUUCCAGAGCUGGGUGCUCAACCACGGCGAGGUGCCUCCGGACUUCCAAAUCCAGGCGCCUUACCAGGCGGGCGCGGAGCUGACGCCGGCCGCGGCGGCGGCGGCGGCGGCGGCGGCGGCGGCCUCCUCCUCGCAGCACGAGCACGCCCGCCUCGAUGGCCUGCAGGCGGGCAUGGUCAAGCGGCGGGCUUCCGGGCCCAAGAAGGAGCGCCGGCGGACGGAGAGCAUCAACACGGCGUUCGCCGAGCUCCGGGAGUGCAUCCCCAACGUGCCCGCCGACACCAAACUGUCCAAAAUCAAGACGCUGCGUCUGGCCACCAGCUACAUCGCCUACCUGAUGGACGUGCUGGCCAAGGACUCCGGAGAGACGGAGGGCUUCAAGGCCGAAAUUAAGAAAUUCGACAAUCGGGAUCUGAAAAGGAAAAGAGAGAUGAACGAAGGUCCUGCACCGGACUCGUUUGGUACCGAGAAGAAGGUGAAGGGUCGGACCGGAUGGCCGCAGCAGGUUUGGGCUCUGGAGCUCAACCAAUGACCCCCCCCCCCCCUCACACACACACACACACACACAGCGCAAAUCCACCCUCAAGAAACCCCAGAAAACCACUUUUACGGCCAUACGUGAAUGCAUCAUUAGUCUGACGAAAAAGGACCGACGUCGGCUCGUGUUCUCUCCUGCUGUUUUAGCAAAUGUGGAAUAUUGUGUUUAUCCCUCUCUCUCUCCCUUCCUCCCUCCCUCCCUCUUGUUGUGUCGCAAAGAUCACGGUUUAAGUUAUGUAUUAGGGAAAAUGGUCCAUUUAAAUUAUUCUUUUACUUUUGAACUCCAGUUUAAAUUGCAACCCGUGUCUUACUGGUUGAAAUGUCAUCUGGGUAUAUUUAGCUGAUUAUUUGGAGGCUUUUUGUUGUUGUUGUUGCGGGGCUUCCCCUUUUGUAUUGCGUUUGUACUGGCACAUUGUUUUUCUUGGUCUACUGUAGGUCGUUUCGGUGCGCUCAUUUUGUUUCAAUUAAGGUGACGCAAUGUGGUUGUAUCCAACGUUCAAAAUGAGAGCAUUUGCCACGAAGCCAUACUCAGGCAAAACACGUCAAUGUAUUGUUUUUGUUGUAGAAGAAAAAUGACAUGACAAUCUACCUCAACGUGCUCACUGUCCGCUUGAAUGAGAAAGACGCAUGCACUCGAAUGUGGUUCACUUUCAACGCAGCUUGAUCAACUUGCAAAACACAAGAAAUAGAACCAUUUCAGUUGUUUAUCAUGAUUUGUGCAAAAUGUGGAUUGGAAUGUACGUUAGACGUGAAACGAUAUAAUAAAUGAAUAUUAUUUUAUGACACCCGCUA